This is a messenger RNA of Pimephales promelas (fathead minnow), 1032 nucleotides long. Its product is annotated as ciliary microtubule-associated protein 3. Gene Ontology annotation, molecular function: cytoskeletal protein binding. NCBI's taxonomy places the organism in Eukaryota, Metazoa, Chordata, Actinopteri, Cypriniformes, Leuciscidae. The record is from RefSeq and is a predicted model, not a curated record. Gene Ontology annotation, biological process: regulation of cell projection organization.
AUUUUGCACAUUCUGAAAGCCUGUAAAAAAAGCACCUGGUUCGUUCUCAUGGUUACCAGUAAACAUCCAGGACGCUAUGGCGACACGGUCCCCAGCUCCACUGUUCGCGUUCGGCAGCUGCCAGAAGCGUCUUAUGUUCCCAACGCACUUUGCACCUAAUCGCAUGGGCUGCUCAACUGCUGGCUCCAAGGAACUAGGUCUAGGACCUGGAUGGUACGACAACCACACGGUGGGCACUCUUAUAUAUGACCUCCAACACAGACCUGAGAGUAAGAGGGGAUAUGUGUUAGGAGCCCGCACUGCACCACGCUUUCUGCCUCCAUUUAAGAAAUACCAGCAGGACUGGGCGCAGUCUAAAGUGUGUCCUCCAGGAAAAACUCCAUUCAAUAGUACCACUGUAAGACACAGACCUUCGAAUGCAGACUCCACCCCUGGUCCAGGGGCAUAUGCUCACAAUACCAUCCUAAACAAAAGGGUGUUGUGGCCAAUGAAAUUCGGCUCUCCAGACUGGUCAAAAGUGCCGUUGCUGGAGAGAAGAGCACUGCGGACAGAGCUCCUCCAUGACAAAGAUUUUAGGAAACAGAGGAACAGGGUGGCAUAUCUGAGCUUGUUUUACUGAUCACUCUAAAAUACUACCUCAAAAAUGCAGUGUGAUUCUCUACAUAUACAAACAUUAAAGCUUUAAAAGAGAAAUUCUACUCGUCUCCAAUUUCAUAUGUCCAGUUUGAAAACGUAUUUUUGAAGUGUCCUAUAUUUGACUCAAUCCAGGCACAUUACUUAAAAUUUAACUAACGUAGUAGUGAGUAAAGUAACACGACACAGGACACAUGUUUCUAAUGGAGAUGUUUACUUUAUCCCCACGUUCUGGUUUAAUUUUCAACUUGUCCUUUUGAAACAACAGCUUAAAAUAAACAAUAAAACACAUGUAUUACCAUCAUUCACAAAUGAGUAACAAAUAGGCACAAAUCAAAAGAGAAUGUCAUGUUUUUGAUGUGUGGAGAACUGUAAAAACUAAAUGACAUUUCAAGGGAA